AUUUGAGAAGACGUUACAGAGUUGAGCAUAUAUAUAUCUAAACUCAGAACAGGAGUAAAAAUACGAAGCUGUCAGCGCUCGUUUUUUGCUGUAAAUGCAGUUUCGCAGCUCGCUCCCGUAAAGCUUUCAUUGUUGACGUUGUUUUGUUGUACUGCGUUUUACGCAAUAGGACGUCUGAGCCAUUUAACUCGACCUAGUCAUUGUUUCACCUUCCGAAAAUUACUCUCGACCUGAGUUAGUCUGCCUCAGUUCCGAAUGUAUCGCCUUUGUUCUUGUUCUUUUUUAUCGACGUGACAGUGUUUCACUGUACUUUCCUUUGAAGUUGUACAAAACGUAAAGACUUCGACAUUUGUGGCGUUUUUUUUUUUUUGACAACGGGCAGUAUUCCGCCAUUCUGCUCGCCAAAAUACCUUUAUCCGAAUUUAUUACAUUGGUUUCCACUUGUAAUUUAAAGUGUAUAUUCUCCGUCCUUCUCUGUACUGAAUGAAUGGACUUUAAAUGCGCAUGCGUGCUGGACCUGGACGUUUAUAAACAAGGCAUCGUCACAGGACAAUAGUGAUGUAAUAGUUACAUCAUGGUUUGGGAGGUGAAAAAUCCACCUCUUCCAUCAAGCGACUCCCAUGAUUGCAACAUGCAACAGGCUGACCAUCAGACUCAAUACACAGGAAGAAUGAGCGCUGACGGGGACCAGGCUCUUGAUCCGCUACGCUGUGACGAACACUUCCUCUCCUCCCCCGGCAUCCCCACCAGCGACAGCUUCAUGGAAUAUGACGACCUGCCAGACCUCCAGGAGGUUCGGGAGGAACUAACGGCGGCGCCCGUUUACCAGGUGGAGGUUGGUGUGUCGCACCAGGAGUGGCCUCAGCCUCCAGAGACGCUCUGGCUCACACAGCUGGCUCACAUCGCCACGGGGCCCCAGAGCCCGCUUCUACAGGACCUGCCUCACAGCAGCUCCUCUGCAGUCUGCAUCCCCAGCACCAGCAGUGAUCUACACACCUACGCCCGUCCUCCACCUACUCUCCCGAUCAGCUCGUCGCCCUCUAGAGUUCACAGCAGGGAGCGACAUCGCAGCAGGACGAGCAGUGAGUGUGGCUCUGCCGUAUCAACCAGGUCCUCCCUGUCUGAUGAUGAGGACAUGGGCUGGAGUUUCUCCUGUCCACCCACAGUCUGGCAUUGCUUUCUAAAAGGAACUCGCCUGCGUUUUCACAGCGGCUCAUGUGUGGACUGGCAGGAUGUUGAGGACAUGGGGUCUGGUGAAGAAGACCGUGCCGAUGAAGAGCGCUCAAGAUUCCUGAAGAGUUAUGGCUCUGAGGGCCUGCAGCUGGUUGAGCACGAAGAAACUGUGUCCUGUGGUCAGGCCGUCUUGCAGCUAAUCUUUGACCCCGGCGUAUUCGGACAUACGCCAAUCACGGCCCGGUGCCAACUGGAUCACCCUUUCUACGUCAAAAACAAAGGAUGGUCCUCGUUUUACCCAAGCUUGACUGUGGUGCAUUAUGGGAUACCGUGCUAUGAAAUGGAAGUGGGCGAUAUGUGCCUGCCUCCUGGACACCGGGAUGCUAAGCAUACGGAUGACUCCCUCGUGUUUGACACAUUUAGAAGUUAUGACUUCACUCCUCUGGACUCCUCCGCUGUUUACCUGCUGAGCAGCAUGGCCAGACGCCGACAUGCCUCACAGUCCAGUGGGGGCGCCGUUUCUCCCGACAGAGACACAAUGCGAGACAGCCACAGUCCCAGCCAUUCCCUCUCCAAACAUCCAAAGCCAGCUAAUGCUAAAGCGCAAGCUAGCGGCAGUGCCACGCCCAACAAGUGCAAGCGGCCAAUGAAUGCCUUCAUGCUGUUCGCCAAGAAGUUCAGAGUGGAGUACACGCAGAUGUAUCCCGGCAAGGAUAACAGAGCGAUCAGCGUCCUCCUGGGCGAGCAGUGGAAGAAAAUGCGAAGCGAGGAACGCCGCAUGUUCACCCAGCAGGCCAAGGCGCUCGCCGACGAGCAGAAGAGGCUCAACCCCGAUUGCUGGAAGCGCAAAAGAACCAACUCUAGCUGCCAAGGAAAUCAAAGCUGAACUCACAAAGGCAUGUAGGAGAACACACAGUCUGGGAAAAAAGGAUUCAGCACCACAUCCUGUGUUGAGCUUAUGUGUUUAUGGGAUUUUCACCGAUCUCAGGACAAAGUAAACACUCACAGCUGCUCUCGCCUCGAAGCAUGUUUUAAAAAAAAAAAAAAAAGUUAUCGUUCCUACAGAUGGGUGUGGCGUCUCCCAGAACCGCAGGUUUUAAAUCUCAGUGGCGUUCAUCAAUUCACAAAAUGUGAUCUUAUGAAAACAGAGAGACUGUGGGUAUUCUCAGCGUCUCUCUUUAUGCUUGAACCAGGUGGAGGUUGUGGUGCUGUAGUGUUUUAGCCAAAGCAGUGUAGCCAAUUUCUCUUAAAAUUUAUGCCAUAAAAUAGGAUAUAUGCAAUUUAUUUUCUUGCCUGUACUAUUUGUAUUUAAACUAUGUUUUAUUGCACACAAUUAUAUGAUAUGUAUGUAGCGUUAGCUUAUUUUAGCCUUGUUUUACUGCAGCUUUAGUGCAUAAUAUUCAUCUACUAAACAAAUUUUCACCAAAUGUAGCAUUAAUUCAUUAAUACUUAAAGGGAUAGCUCGGGAUUUUUAAUCCAAGGUCCUGCUGGAGAGUAGGAAGCAGUUAAUAUCUUACCUACAGCAGAUAACACGCUUCAUUUAGUGUGAGACAACACUAGCUGAGCUCAGAGGCUAAUGCUAAUGUCUAGUCUAAGAGGGGCCAAAACGAAGGCCUAGAACAACUCCAGUCUCAAAAGGCCCUUGAACAUGUAGUCUAUCUUUCCACUGAUUGGCUGUUUAAAGAACCUGGUUAUUAUUUACAUUGAUAAUUGGUCUUUGAUGCAGUGCGCCACCUAUUAUCGUCCUGUAUGAAACACAGCAUUUCGGCUGACAGUAAACAUGUGAUAUAAAAGUAAAACAGAAUAAACAACUAUACCAUAUUAUAGUUUUUUUAAUGGAAAGUUAUUGUAUUGUAGUGUUAAUUUUUGAAAGUACAUUUUAAAUUAGCUUUAGCCAUAGCAUUUUAGUCAUAUUCAGGUCAUUUUAGUUUGGCUGUAGCUUUACUCAACUAAAUCUUACCAUAAAAAUCAUGAACUACAAGAUGAAGAGGCAAGACAUUAACUGCUCAUAACGCUUCAACAACCCUGAACUGUCUCCUUAAGGUUUUCGUAUGAAAGGCAACGUGUGUAGUUUUUUUUUUUUAUGUAAAUGAGCAACAGUUCUGUUUGAACUCAUCAAACAUUACGAAGCACGUCUUUAAGAACACAUAGAGUGCAUUUCUCUUUUUGUCAAACAUCUGCAGGGCCAGACUUUAAAGCCACGCUUCAAACAUAAGAGCGCUGGUGCAGAAAAUGAGCAAAACUGCCAUUAAAUCCUACAGGGGACCUUCAAAAGAAAUGCUUUACUUCUCUCUGGCUUUUAUUUUGAUAGAGGGAACAGAAGGUUGAAUUUCCUAAAGGAAGUGAAACCAAAAAUUCAUUUGACUUGAUUGCCUCAGUAGUUAACUGAAUGUGAUCACAAAAUGUGCCUUUGGUUUUAAUCCACAUGAUUACAGCUCAUGUGUUUAGCUGUAAUCAAAGCUCAUUUGUGUAAAAUAGAAGGCAGAUCAUCUUAAGCAGUUCUUCAUUAGGAUUUGUGUCACUCCGAUCUGUUUGGGGGUAUUUUAAACCUCCACAGAUAAUGUUGUAUCUUUUAUUUUUAAAUGUUCGAACCAAAAUCACAGCGACACCACCCAUUUACAUCAAGUCCAGCUUCACCUUUUAUUCUGUUUGAAUUCCUGUGAGUGAUUUUUGUAUUUUGUAUAUUUCUAGUCACUGCCAGGAAAUUCCAGUGAGCUCUUUGUAUGAGGCAUAAAAAACAGCUGGAUUUACAUGCACCCCUUAAAGAACUUUUUUUUUUUUUUUUUUUUACAGAAAUUGAAACCAGAGGAUGAUUCUUAUUUACAUUCGCUUUGCCUGAAUUUGCAAUUUAUAGUGCAGAAUGAGUCAUCUAAAUAAAUAAAUAAACAUAAAAGCUACUAAAAUAUUCACUCAUCAGCCCAACCCCUUAUGGAAUUUGAUUUAAUUUGGAAAAAAAAAAUCUUUUUAUACCUUGAAAACCUAGUUAUGCAAUGGUUGAUUAGAGAAGUAAAAAGCUAGCUUUAGCUUUCCACUUUAUUCACGUUGUGUCCACAGUACAAACCUAGGUGUAUAUUUUAAUCGAAACAGACUUAUUGUUUAAAACUAAAACUCUGUAUUUUUUCAUUAUCUUUUAGAAGACAUUUUACAGUUGGGUUCUGUUAACUUCAGCAACAUUUGUAAUUUCAAAUAAGCUUAGUUUUUUUUUUUGGCAGCUAAAGCUAACGGCUAAUCAGAUUAGGCCAAGAUGGAAGCAGAUUUGUCAAAUAUCACUUCAUCCACAGAAUCUUAUAAAUCUUUAAGCUGACAUUUUUAAACAAGCAUACUAAGUGAAUGCAGUUUUACUUUUUUUAUUUGUAGCUGAGACAAAACUAAUUCUAAUUGAUUGGUUUUAGCGUCACAAACGGCGUUUGUGUUGCCGUGUGCCUGUUAGUCGCUCCAUCUUCUCUAUCUCUCUGUCACUCAAUGGCUUUUUUCACUAAUUUUCCAUUUUAAUCAGUCACUUCGUCAGUAUCCGUCUCUGUCUAGGAUGCCAUUCUGUUUAUAUUUGUUUAAAAAAAAAAGUAUAUUUGUGAAAAUAAUAUUUUAGAAAAUAAAAUAAUUGUUCUAAAAAUAAGAUAUUUGCUUUAGAACACAUUUCGUCCUUUACAUUUUUGUAUAAUGACAAAACCUUUUUGCUAGAGCACUUUUAUACACAGAGACAAUUCAGGCUCUUAAAAACCUGCAUUAAAUAGCAUUUAUUAAACCGUAAAUCUUAAAAUAUUUUUGACUUGAUAGGAACUCCUUUAGAGGGUGUAUGUAAAUCCACUUCCCACGCAGAAUGUGACGGCAUUCAUCCUCUCGCCGCACAGUAAGGGUCAUUCUUAAUGCACUUUAUACACUUUAUCUUCCGAGACUGCUACAGUAUGUGUCAUGACAAAUAUUAAGAUUAUUAUAGAGAAAACUAUAUUUUUGUGGUUUGAAUUCAUCUUUAACUUCUUGUGUUGGAUUAUCUGACGUUUUGUUCAAGCCGUGGCGUCACGUACAGCUCAAUCCGGAGGAGAUGAUGUCAUGUAGUUCAUGAGUAAAAAUAAAAAGCAUGACAAACC
Poecilia latipinna (sailfin molly) is the source of this 5258-nucleotide messenger RNA. RefSeq names its product HMG box-containing protein 1-like. Gene Ontology annotation, cellular component: nucleus. Bases 575 to 2059 code for a protein of 494 amino acids. The transcript has 13 exons. NCBI's taxonomy places the organism in Eukaryota, Metazoa, Chordata, Actinopteri, Cyprinodontiformes, Poeciliidae. Gene Ontology annotation, molecular function: DNA-binding transcription factor activity, RNA polymerase II-specific; RNA binding; RNA polymerase II cis-regulatory region sequence-specific DNA binding. The record is from RefSeq and is a predicted model, not a curated record. Gene Ontology annotation, biological process: regulation of transcription by RNA polymerase II.